Molecule: messenger RNA, 507 nt
Organism: Mandrillus leucophaeus (drill)
Lineage: Eukaryota; Metazoa; Chordata; Mammalia; Primates; Cercopithecidae
Gene: PAGE4
Product: P antigen family, member 4 (prostate associated)
Exons: 5
Coding region: 88-396 (102 amino acids)
Source: RefSeq, a predicted model, not a curated record
GCCACUUCUCUUCCCUUCUUCAUUCUUCGCCAGGCUCUCUGCUGACUCCAGUCAAGUUCUUCAGUUCACGAUCUUCUAGUUGGAGCGAUGAGUGCACGAGUGAGAUCAAGAUCCAGAGGAAGAGGAGAUGGUCAGGAGGCUCCCGAUGUGUUUGCAUUCGUGGUUCCCGGUGAAUCUCAGCAAGAGGAACCACCAACUGACAAUCAGGAUAUUGAACCUGGACGAGAGAGAGAAAGAACACCUCCGAUUGAAGAACGUAAAGUGGAAGGUGAUUGCCAGGAAAUGGAUCUGGAAAACACUGGGAAUGAGCGUGGAGAUGGCUCUGAUGUAAAAGAGAAGACUCCACCUAAUCCGGAGCGUGCUAAGACUAAAGAAGCAGGAGAUGGGCAACCAUAAGUUAAAAAGAAGACAAGCUGAAGCUACACACAUGGCUGAUGUCACAUUGAAAAUGUGACUGAAAAUUUGAAAAUUCUCUCAAUAAAGUUUGAAUUUUCUCUGAAGAAGUCA